AUGGGGCGUCUCCGCUUGCUCGUCCUCCCACUCUCCCUCCUCCUCCUCCUCGCCGCGGCCUGCUCCGACCAUGCGACCGUGCUGGCCGCCGAGGAGUUCACCUACAACGGCUUCGGCGGCGCGAACCUCGCGCUCGACGGCAUGUCCGUGGUGGCGCCGAACGGGCUCCUGGUGCUCAGCAACGGCACCAGCCAGAUGGCCGGCCACGCGUUCCACCCGGCGCCGGUCCGCCUGCGCGACGGCCCCGGCGGAGCCGUCCGGUCCUUCUCGGCGGCGUUCGUCUUCGCCAUCGUGUCCAACUUCACCGUGCUGAGCGACAACGGCAUGGCGUUCGUGGUGGCGCCCAGCACCAGGCUCUCCACCUUCAACGCCGGCCAGUACCUCGGCGUCCUCAACGUCACCGACAACGGCAAGGACGACAACCGCGUGCUCUUCGUCGAGCUCGACACCAUGCUCAACCCGGAGUUCCAGGACAUGAACAGCAACCACGUCGGCGUCAACGUCAACAGCAUGAGGUCGCUGCAGAACAACAGCGCCGGCUACUACGACGACGCCACGGGGGUGUUCAACAACCUCAGCCUCAUCAGCCGCCAGCCCAUGCAGUUCUGGGUCGACUACGACGGCGCCACCACAAGGCUCGACGUGACCAUGGCGCCCAUGGGCGUGCCCAGGCCGAGGAAGCCACUCAUCUCCGCGCCGGUCAACCUCUCGGCGGUCGGAACGGACACCGCCUAUGUCGGCUUCUCGGCGGCCACGGGCGUCAUCUUCACGCGCCACUACGUCCUGGGCUGGAGCUUCGCCAUGGGCGGCGCGGCCCCGCCGCUGGACACCUCGAAGCUGCCGUCGCUGCCGCGGUUCGGGCCCAAGCCCAGGUCGAAGGUGCUGGAGAUCGUGCUUCCGAUCGCCACCGCGGCGUUCGUCCUCGCGCUGCUCGUCGGCGUCUUCCUGUUCGUGCGGCGGCGGGUGAGGUACGCCGAGGUGCGCGAGGACUGGGAGGUGGAGUUCGGCCCGCACCGUUUCUCGUACAAGGAGCUCUACCACGCCACCAAGGGCUUCAAGAACAAGCAGCUGCUCGGCACCGGCGGGUUCGGGCGGGUGUACAAGGGCGUGCUCCCCAAGUCCAACCUCGAGAUCGCCGUGAAGAGGGUGUCGCACGACUCCAAGCAGGGGAUGAAGGAGUUCAUCGCGGAGGUCGUCAGCAUCGGCCACCUCCGGCACCGGAACCUCGUGCAGCUCCUGGGCUACUGCCGGCGCAAGGGCGAGCUCCUCCUCGUGUACGACUACAUGUCCAACGGCAGCCUCGACAAGUACCUCUACGACAAGACGAAGCCCGUCCUGGACUGGGAGCAGAGGUUCCACAUCAUCAAGGGCGUCGCCUCCGGCCUGCUGUACCUCCACGAGGACUGGGAGCAGAUCGUCAUCCACCGCGACAUCAAGGCGAGCAACGUGCUCCUCGACGGCGACAUGAAUGGCCGGCUCGGCGACUUCGGCCUCGCGAGGCUGUACGACCACGGCGUCGACCCCCAGACCACGCACGUCGUCGGCACCAUGGGCUACCUCGCCCCGGAGCUCGUGCGCACGGGGAAGGCCACCCCGGUCACCGACGUGUUCGCCUUCGGCGUGUUCGUGCUGGAGGUGACCUGCGGGCGCCGCCCGCUCGGGUGCAUCGCGCCCGACGAGCAGAACGUGCUGCUGGACUGGGUGCAGGAGCACGAGCGCAAGGGCGCGGGUCUCGACACGGUGGACCCGCGGCUCUGCGGCAAGUACGACGCCGACGAGGCCCGGCUGGCGAUCAGGCUGGGGCUCAUGUGCGCGCACCCGCUGCCCGACGCGCGCCCCGGGAUGCGGCAGGUGGUGCAGUACCUGGAGGGCGACGCCCCGAUGCCGGAGGUGGCGCCGACGUACGUGAGCUACACGAUGCUGGCGCUGAUGCAGAACGAGGGGUUCGACUCGUUCGCCAUGUCGUUCCCGUCCACGGUCACGUCCGGCGUCAGCCCCGUCUCCGGCGCGUUCUCGGACGUGUCCGGCCUCUCCGGCGGGAGGUGAUCGAUAGGGCGGUCGCUGUCGUAGUGACGAAAGAGCACUAGUUUUUGCGCGUCGUGGUGGCGACUUGACUUGGAAUUUCCUGUAACAUAGUUGUACCUCGAGUCGGUAAAACUCUAGCAGUACAGGUUUAGUACCGGUAAGAACUCCAAUAACCGUGAACAGUUUUAGCUUGAUGUAACCCUGGAAGUGCGACGUGCCAGGCAGGAGCGGAACAUUCAAACGUCAUGAGAAGCAUCAGCGUCACGGCAUCUAGAAAAGAGAAAUGGACAAACUUGGCUAUCAUAUCUGUU
Molecule: messenger RNA, 2336 nt
Organism: Setaria italica (foxtail millet)
Lineage: Eukaryota; Viridiplantae; Streptophyta; Magnoliopsida; Poales; Poaceae
Product: L-type lectin-domain containing receptor kinase IV.1
Exons: 1
Coding region: 1-2046 (681 amino acids)
Biological process (GO): protein phosphorylation
Cellular component (GO): plasma membrane
Molecular function (GO): protein kinase activity; ATP binding; carbohydrate binding
Source: RefSeq, a predicted model, not a curated record